UGGAGUUUUGGGAAGUGACCCGGUAACUAAUAGUAUGGAGAACGAGGUGGGAUGGAUGAAUGAAGCGUCGAAGGAUAGCAGCAACAAUGGUGAAUCUUUCAUUGAAAUACAAAUCAACAAAGCAGUCAGAACCACAGGAUUGAGCAUCUCUUCUUCGCCAUCUCCCGAGAACGAAAUGCAGACGACGACAGCAAUCUUCUCAUCGGCCACUAGUUGCUUCUCAGCAUACAGCAGCGUGACGAGGUUGAUGAUGAAAGUGGGGUGUUUGAGUAUAGUGGGAGUCAUAAGAGAGAAAGUAAACGUGGGAGAGAGGUGGGUCCUCCAAGUUAUACAGAGACGACGAAACAAGAGCCCCCUACGAUACUACUACGAAGGCAGCAUGAGUAAUAAUAAGGAUGAAGCAUUAACGGACGAUUCCCUCAAGGCAGCUAUCGCUUACUGCAAUGCCUCAUCUCUCUCCCCUCUACAAACUUGAUUAUUAUUAUUAUAAUACCUUUUCUACAGAAUCAUGUUGGAACCAACCAAUAUUUGUUGAUGUGUCCAAAUCCUAGGGCAUCAUCAACUAUAUCAUUGUUUUUUUUUCUUUUUAUCUUUUUGCUUUUAUUUCCGUUUAAGAAUAUAUUUUAUAGUUGUGAUCCUCAUUAUCCCAAAUCCCAAGUCAGGUCAAACAUAGUUUUGAGGCUUGGUCAGCUGAUAUUUUUACAA
This is a messenger RNA of Arabidopsis thaliana (thale cress), 705 nucleotides long. RefSeq lists its product as uncharacterized. The record is from RefSeq and is marked reviewed. NCBI's taxonomy places the organism in Eukaryota, Viridiplantae, Streptophyta, Magnoliopsida, Brassicales, Brassicaceae. The transcript has a single exon. The coding region runs from base 35 to 475 and encodes 146 amino acids.